AAUAACGUACGCCGUAACAUCGGUCGUCUGCCGCGACGCCUCAUGGACGACUCCACCGCAUGUCGUCGGAAGGCGCUGAACACCCGCAUCUCCACUUCACAUUCCAUCCACUCAUACAAGAACAGCCCGCCAUUCCUGCUCUCUCAUACGAUCCCAGGAGCGGACCCAAGCACAUCCUGGAUAGGGUUUGAGCGUCUCCAUAAAUUCUGUCUCGAGAGGGCGUCCUACUCCAGCCUAUAAAUCCGCGUGCUUUACACAUCCUCACGCCUGGUCCUCUAAAUCAGAUACACUCAAGUCCAGUGCUAUCGAAAGCAACCCUGCAAUUAAAACAAGAGACCAUGCAUUUCGCACGGCGCGCGCACCGCGCCCUCUCAUCUCACCCUACAAGACACCUCUCCACCAACACGCCCUCCAGUCUCUCCAUCAACUCCUCGCGACUGUGGGAAUCCAUCCACGAGACCUGCGAAUGGGGAUCCGCCCACCGCUAUGGCGAAUCGCGCGAAGAAACCGGCAUGGCGCGCCUAACGCUCACAGACGCCGACGCGCGCGUCCGUCGCUGGCUCGCCGACGAAGUCCAGAAGCUGGGCUGCACGCUGGUCGUCGACCAGAUGGGGAAUAUGUUUGCUCGGCAGGCGGGGAGACGUCGAUCGAGCGCCCCCAUGACGGCUAUGGGUAGUCAUCUAGAUACCCAGCCGCGAGGGGGCAGGUAUGAUGGGAUUUUGGGCGUGAUGGCCGCGUUGGAGGUGUUGAGGACGAUGAAGGAGAGGGGGUUUGAGACGGAGUUUGAUGUGGGGUUGGUGAAUUGGACGAACGAGGAAGGCGCCCGCUUCCCCAAAUCCAUGUGCUCGUCUGGCGUCUGGGCCGGCGCCAUCCCCAUCCAAGCGGCGUGGGAUCUGCGCGACAUCCACGACCCGGGCGUGACGCUGCGGUCUGAGCUGGAGCGCCACGGGUGGCUCGGAGAAGCGGCGUGUUCGCCGACGGGUGUGCCGCUCGGCGCGCACUUCGAGCUGCAUAUCGAGCAGGGCCCGAUUCUGCUGGAGACCGGGCGCGCGCUGGGCGUGGUCCAAGGCGCCCAGGGGUACCGGUGGCUGUCGGUCGCGGUCCACGGGCGCGACGCACACACGGGGACGACGCCGCUCAGUGCCCGUCGGGACCCGCUCCUCGCGGCGUCGAAGAUGAUCGCGGCCUCGAAUGAGAUUGCGCAACGUCAUGGGGCGCUGGCGUCGACGGGGGUGAUCAAGACGCCGGCGAACGCGUCCACGAACACGGUUGCGUCGCGGGUGGAUUUCACGCUGGACAUCCGGCACCCGGAGGACGGGGUGGUCGAGGCGGUGCAGCGGGAGUGUUUGGAUGCGUUUGGGGGGAUCGCGGCGCAGGAUGGGAAGGGCGUCGCGUUCGACUGGACGCUCGAUACGGAUUCGGCGGCGACGCGGUUCGACGGUGACUGUACGCGGGCGAUCCAGAAGGCGGCGGACGCGCUGGUCGGGCGCGAGCAGUGGAUGGAUAUGAUCAGUGGUGCUGGCCAUGAUAGUGUGUAUACGAGCCGGCAUUGUCCGACGGCGAUGAUCUUUGUGCCGUGUCGCGACGGAGUCAGUCAUCACCCGGAGGAGCAUUGCGAGAAGGAUGAUUGUGCUCUGGGAGCUCAGGCUUUGUUGGAGUCUGUCGUGAACUAUGAUCAGUUGCGGGCGCAGAGGGAGUGAGUUAGGGCUUGGGUUGGCGUUAUCAUUUCUAGGUAGUUGAAGUAUACAGCGUAGUAAAAUACAUUUCUGUUGCUAGAGUGAAUGUAUG
This is a messenger RNA of Aspergillus steynii IBT 23096, 1788 nucleotides long. Its product is annotated as M20 family metallo-hydrolase. The coding region runs from base 339 to 1700 and encodes 453 amino acids. The record is from RefSeq and is a predicted model, not a curated record. Gene Ontology annotation, molecular function: hydrolase activity, acting on carbon-nitrogen (but not peptide) bonds, in linear amidines. NCBI's taxonomy places the organism in Eukaryota, Fungi, Ascomycota, Eurotiomycetes, Eurotiales, Aspergillaceae. The transcript has 4 exons.